This is a messenger RNA of Dermacentor silvarum, 3362 nucleotides long. RefSeq lists its product as uncharacterized. The record is from RefSeq and is a predicted model, not a curated record. The transcript has 6 exons. The coding region runs from base 457 to 1563 and encodes 368 amino acids. Lineage: Eukaryota; Metazoa; Arthropoda; Arachnida; Ixodida; Ixodidae.
UCUCUCCGCCGACGGUCGCUCAAAGGCGAGCGUUAAACGUCUGGUUCACGGCAAGCGUUGCUGCUCGGAAGUUGACUCCAGUACGCCGCCGUCUUGUUGCGUAGAGAAGACGCACCACCAACGGACACGAGACCGCGAGGGAGCCCAUCAGCAAACGUCGAAGCAGAAGUAGUCGUGUCGGCAAGAAUCCGCGUGUUGUCGUCGCAUUUGGUGUCACUUUUUGGAGCGGACAGACGUCACCAAGGAGAAAGAAGCGGACGACAAAGCGCGCGUCUGUCGUCUGCACGCUUAGUGGGUAAGCGCCACAGUACGGAACAAGCAAGGCACGCGACAGUUGCUCGUGCUUUGCCAGAAUUCCUGGCUUCGAGGCUGUAACCGUUCCUCGCUGCAGGCUCCUCUGGCGGUCAGCUGUGUGCCUCAUCGGGGAGACCGUUGUCGAGGAAGCACGGGGCCAUCAUGAUUCCGGUACGACCGCUGUCCAUGGCGCCGCCGGAAGUGAUGGCGGCCGCCGACGCCCUGGGUGCCACGCUGCCCCGCCAGGCGGUGUACGUGUUCCCGCCGCUGGGCCAGUUCGACCCAAACUGCGUGCGGCUGGUGACCGAGGGUCGCGACCCGGCCACCGCGGUCGCCUGCCUGCUCGGCUUCUUCAAGCUCGUCUGCGAAGACGGAUACGAGCAGGUGGUGCGCGCCAGCGACCAGGACGGCGUGUGGCUGGACGAGGUCCACGUGAGCGGCACGUUCGUGCGGCGCCAGCUGCGGGCGCUGGGGGCCGACUCGUCGCCGGCGGCCACCAUGGACGACUUCUACGUGCUGCUCAGCGUGCUGCUGUGCAACCUGCCGCGCGCCCGGGGCUCCAACCUGAACAGCGAGUGGUUCCAGAACCGGGUGAACGACCUGGUCGCGCUCUUCCCGGCCGUCUCGGAGCCUCCGCCCGUGCCGCUGUACGGCGCGGAGCAGGCGGACGCCGUCUCCAGCUUCGGCGAGCAGUGGCCGCACACCAGGGCGGCGCUGUGCAACGCCCUGCUCAAGGGACGCUUCGAGGGCCCGAUGAAGCACUUGCAGGAGUACGUGUCCGUGGGCUGGCGCUUCGCGGGUAUGAAGCACGUGCACCUCAUCCUCGAGUUCCUCAAGGGGCGCAACUCCUGGGUCCUCGACAUCAUCCCGGAGCUGCGCGCCAAGGGCGACCGCCUCCAGGCGUUCCUGAAGGCGUACCAGCGGCUGGGCGAGGACGGGCCGUACAUGAAGCUGCUGCACCUCCCCGAGGCGUCGACCGCGCUGCGCAAGCACCUGGGCCUGCACGUGGCGGCCGCUUACGCGCUGGCCGUGCUCGAGGACGACAACUGGCUCCAGUACAAGGGCGUGCCCCGCGACGAAGACGAGGAGGCGAUGCUCGCCAAAAUCACCGCCAUCAAGCGCAUGGGCCUCGGCGCGCCCCCCAAGGACGGCGGCGCGAGCCGCGGCGCUCGUGCAACGUACGCCGCGCCGGGCGGCGACGGCUCGAGGGACGUCGUCGACGUCGCAGCAGCGGGCGAGCCCGCUGCCACCGCGACCACUGCGCCAUAGACGUCUGCGGCAGGCGGAGCUCGCGCCGCGGCGGGACGACGAGGAAGACGCGCGCCAGAACCACACGGCCACAGAGAGGGCAGGCGACGACGACGACGAAGGCUCGGCUCAUCGUGGUCGCUUCGCGACAAACAUUCACAUCACGGCGCGAGUAUUCGCCGGGGCCGUUGUUGUCAACAUAUGCCUGCCCUCCUGUCUGCGCACCGUGUCCUUAGUCAAACCGCAGCGAACGUACCCGUCGUCCAGUGCCGUGGCCAGCGAGCUUAGCGAGCCGCCUGUCGUCGCCGCCGGCGCCCCACGCUACAGCGCCGGAUGUGCCCUGCGGUCCCUGGCUUCCGCACAUCGGCAGUGGCCGGCGAUGACCGCGAUCCUUCUGCGCUCGGGGAACUUUUUGUUUGGCCACGCCCUCACGGCGCCGGGUGCGCCGUGAUAAGAGCCGUUCCAGCGCCGCCCUGCUCCUGCGCGUUCGGCAGGGAGGCCCCCGCCGUUGGGACGAUGCAAGGGCGGCCUCAUAGAUGAAAUAACAAUUUUUCGACCAUGCCACGUGGCUUCGAGGGCGAGCCUGCUUUCUUAGCGCGUUUGCGGGCGGCUUACGGGUUAAGAGGGGUGCGCGGGAAGAUAACGAACGCCCCGCUACCACAUUCACCUGGUGGCGAAGGCGCUGCCUUUUUUUUUUUUUUCGUUCCCUGUACGCGUUCGGGGACGCCUGCCGUUGAGGUCGCGAACGAAUAAAGCUAGGGCUUCCGGACGGUCCUGUCCCGCUGCCUGCCGUGAGCACACGAUUGAGCAAUAUAAUCCACUGCCAAUUUACCAGUUUACUACAGUGGAAUCUCGUUGAUACGAUUCUGCUUAAUACGUCUUUCGGGAUAAUACGUUUCUUUUUUAUUUUCCCGUUAAUGCGAUUUGGUUGGAUGACGCGUUGGAUAAUACGUUUUUCGGAUGAUACGCUUUAUUUCCCGGUUCCCGUGAAGAUUGUAUCAACGAGAUUCCACUGUAAUAGUUUACCACUGCCAUCUUGUAAUAAAUCUAUAUAUAGAAGUAGCUAUAAGACAUAGGGACGAGCAUAGAUGCUUUGCGCAUGACCUACGAGAAUUGCAAUGGCACAAUUUGAGUUGCCUUGGCCAGAAGUCGGCCCGAAUACAUUAAUGCCAAUGGGAUAGCAAAGGACGGAUAUAUUCUGCAAAUCUGAUGUUGAGCGUUUUAACUGCUGUCACAAAAAGGGCAACACUGGGCAUGCCAGUAGCAAAAGAAGUUUCCACAAAAAGAAACGAAAAUGUGUCUGCAGGCCAAAACGCAAAAGUAGGCGUCAUGGCAGCAGCAGUGGCAUUUCCACAGGAAAGCUGCUAAAAAUAACUGAAAAAAAAUCUGAUGCUUCCAACCUCGGAAUCAAAGGUCGUAAGCAAACUUAUGGCGAGCGGUCCUUCCACUAUCAUUCUUUUGCCAAUCAUGACCUAGGAGAUAUUCUGCCAGACCUCAAUGGCCGUGCGUUCGCCAUUGUUUCUUGAUUUCAGAACAGCUGCCAGGACUAAUGUGGUAGGAAUUGUCCAGGCAGUAUCCAUCCAGCGCUGAAUGUGGAAGUGCUCAGCCUGUGAAAUGCUUUGAGCUUUAAUUGAAGACUAGUGAGAGAUGACUGGAAGAUUGGUUGUGCAAAGCAAAAAAGAAAAAAAUCCGGCAGAUCCCACGCCCUGUGGGAAUCGAUGUUAUGCGAAGCAGUGUGCGGGGAGUCUACCAAGUUAACGAAACGACCAUGAGAGCACCAAGACGUAGUCGGCUCUUUCAUGACCUACAUGACACGCAUG